Penicillium angulare is the source of this 2316-nucleotide messenger RNA. Its product is annotated as M28 family metallopeptidase. Bases 1 to 2316 code for a protein of 771 amino acids. Lineage: Eukaryota; Fungi; Ascomycota; Eurotiomycetes; Eurotiales; Aspergillaceae. Gene Ontology annotation, molecular function: carboxypeptidase activity. The transcript has 3 exons. The record is from RefSeq and is a predicted model, not a curated record.
AUGAUGGAGAAAACAAUGGCGUCCUCAGAGACUACCCCUUUGUUGGCCGUCCAUGUCGCUCCGCAGCAGUACCGGUAUACUCACCAUACCAUUCGUCGUGGAUGUACUUUUGUACUUGCGUCAUUACUCACGAUCGCUACGAUCCUCUUCUUAAUCCCUUAUGCGAUUCUACCACGCGACCAUGGCUCCAUUUGGUCCUAUCUUCCAUGGGCCAACCCUCUUCCCCAUGACUCAUGGCCCCAAGGCAACGGACUUCCUUAUGAUCAACUGCAGCAAAUCCUCCUCAAUACUCCAUCUGCAGCGAAAGCUCGGGAGUGGAGCUCCUACUAUACUGCCGGUCCUCAUCUAGCAGGCAAGAAUCUCAGCCAGGCUUUGUGGACGCUGGAGAAAUGGAAGGAGUUCGGUGUGGAAGACACCACUCUUGCUUCCUAUGAUAUUUAUCUCAAUUACCCCUUGGACCACCGAUUGGCUCUUCUGAAGACAUCCAAUGAUAAGACCGAGGUCACAUUCGAGGCCACUUUGGAGGAGGAUCAGCUGGAUGAGGAUCCCACCUCCAGUUUACCUGACCGAGUUCCUGUUUUCCACGGGUACUCGGCCAGUGGUAAUGUUACUGCACAGUUUGUUUAUGCCAACUUCGGCACCUACAAAGACUUUGAGGAUCUGCUGAACGCCAAUAUUACCUUGGAGGGUAAAAUUGCCAUUGUAAAAUACGGCCGAAUCUUCCGUGGUCUCAAGGUUAAGCGUGCACAGGAGCUUGGAAUGGUUGGCGUUCUGAUCUACGAUGAUCCUCAGGAAGACGGUGAGAUCACGGAGGAGAACGGUUAUGAAACGUACCCCAACGGUCCUGCUCGAAACCCCAGUGCGAUCCAGCGCGGCAGCACACAGUUCCUCAGCAUUCUUCCUGGAGACCCUACCACACCAGGGUAUGCCUCCAAACCAGGUGUUGAACGGCAAGACCCCCAUAACUCUAUCCCUUCUAUUCCCUCCCUUCCCAUUUCAUACAAAGAGGUCUUGCCUUUUUUGAAAGCUUUGAAUGGUUAUGGACCGAAGGCAACCGAUUUCAAUCAGUAUUGGCAGGGUGGUGGCUUAACUUACAAGGGCGUUGAAUAUAAUGUCGGACCUUCUCCCGAAGAUGUCGUCAUCAACCUGAACAAUGAGCAAGAAUAUGUGACAACUCCUCUUUGGAAUGUCAUUGGUGUGAUCAAAGGAACUAUCCCCGAUGAGGUCAUCGUUGUGGGUAACCACAGGGAUGCCUGGAUUGCUGGAGGUGCAGGUGAUCCCAACAGCGGAUCCGCCGCUCUUAACGAAGUUAUCCGUAGUUUUGGUGAAGCUUUGAAACUUGGAUGGAAGCCAUUGCGCACGAUCGUCUUUGCCAGUUGGGAUGGUGAAGAAUAUGGUCUUCUGGGAUCCACAGAAUGGGUGGAGGAAAACCUUCCCUGGCUUUCCAAAGCCAAUGUCGCUUACCUCAAUGUAGAUGUUGCUGCCGCUGGUACCGAAUUUACCCCUAGAGCUGCACCGCUACUCAACCAGGUUAUCUAUGAGGUCGCUGGUCUAGUGCAAUCCCCCAACCAGACCGUGCGCGGGCAGACAGUCGGUGAUGUUUGGAACGGAAAGAUUGCAACAAUGGGUAGUGGCAGCGACUUCACAGCAUUCCAGGACUUUGCAGGUAUCGCGAGUGUCGACUUUGGAUUCGGCCGUGGUUCCAACGACCCUGUUUACCACUAUCACUCUAAUUAUGACAGUUUUGCAUGGAUGGAGAAAUUUGGAGAUGCGGAUUGGAGCUAUCACAUCGCAUGCACCAAGAUGUGGGCUCUUGCAGCCGCCCGCCUCGUCGACUCGCCUGUGAUUGCAUUUAGUGCGGCCGACUAUGCUAGUGGCCUGUAUACAUACCUUCGCCGGGCCGAACCCUCUGGUUUGCCUCGAACACACUUUGACUUCGCAGCUCUUGAUACGGCUAUUUUGGAGUUCCAGGCGUCUGCCGACGCCUUUGACGCAUACACCGCUAGUCUCGCGGAACAACUCAAUGACGAUGUCCCGUGGUAUCAUUGGUGGAAGAAAGUGAGACUUUACUUCCAGAUUCGCGUCGCCAAUGACAAGUAUAAAGGUUUGGAACGGGCGUUCUUAUAUGAGCCAGGUCUUGACGGCCGUAAUUGGUUCAAGCAUGUUGUUUUCGCCCCCGGAAUCUGGACAGGCUACUCAGGUGCCACUUACCCCGGUCUUGUGGAGAGCCUUGAGGCAGGAGAUAUCGCCAAUGCAGAGAAAUGGAGCAAGAUUAUCCAAGACCGGAUUCAUGCGGCAACCAAAUUACUGUCUUGA